Tachyglossus aculeatus (Australian echidna) is the source of this 2193-nucleotide messenger RNA. RefSeq names its product hornerin-like. NCBI's taxonomy places the organism in Eukaryota, Metazoa, Chordata, Mammalia, Monotremata, Tachyglossidae. The transcript is spliced from 5 exons. Bases 1 to 2193 code for a protein of 730 amino acids. The record is from RefSeq and is a predicted model, not a curated record.
AUGGUUGAUGGACAGGUGGGAUUUCCUGUCGCCAUUUUAGGGAACCACACACCGAAAACCCCUGCGCCAGUGGAUGAAGCCAGCUGCAGGGAGGGAGGGAGAAAGAGAGGAGAAAGGCAGAGGGGAGAAAUCAGAAAGCAGAAAAGCAGAGAGGAAGAGAGAGAAGAGAGAAGAGAGGAGAGGGAGAAGAGAAGAGAGGGAGAAGAGAGCCCUGGAGGCGCUGAGCCGUUGGGGCAGAGGGCCAGCGGGGCAGGGGGCAUGGGGGGCAUCGGGGCAGAGGGCCUGCAGCAGCGCAGCCUCGGCCCCCAAACCAAACCGGAACGGGGGGAAAAGAACACGAGGAGCACCAGGAGCAGGAACAUGAGGAGCACGAGGAGCAGCGGGGGCACGAGAGCGAGGAGCACGAGGAGCACGAGGAGCACGAGGAGCACGAGGAGCGUGGGCAUGGAGAGCACGAGCACGAGGAGCAAGAACAUGAGGAGCAGGAGCAGUGGGGGCACGAGCGCGAGGGGCGCGGGCAUGAGGAGUGUGGGUGUGAUGAGCACGAGGAGCAGGAACAUGAGCACCAGGAGCAGCGGGUGCGAGGAGCAGGAGCAUGAGGAGCAGGAGCAGCGGGGGCAUGAGGAGCGCGGGCGCGAGGAGCACGAGGAGCAGGAACAUGAGGAGCACGAGGAGCAGGAGCAGCGGGGGCACGAGUGCGAGGGCGUGAGGAGCAUGAGCACGAGGAGCAGGAACAUGAGCACCAGGAGCAGCGGGUGCGAGGAGCAGGAGCAUGAGGAGCAGGAGCAGCGGGGGCAUGAGGAGCGCGGGCGCGAGGAGCACGAGGAGCAGGAACAUGAGGAGCACGAGGAGCAGGAGCAGCGGGAACACAAGUGCGAGGAUGUGAGGAGCACGAGAGCAGCGGGGGCACGAGCGCGAGGGGCGCGGGUGCGAGGAGCACGAGCACGAGGAGCAGGAACACAAGGAGCACCGGGGCAGGAACACGAGGAGCAGGAGCAGCGGGGGCACGAGCGCGAGGGGCGCGGGUGCGAGGAGCACGAGCACGAGGAGCAGGAACACGAGGAGCAGGAACAUGAGGAGCACCAGGGGCAGGAACACGAGGAGCAGGAGCAGCGGGGGCAUGAGCGCGAGGAGCACGAGGAGCAGGAGCACGGGCACGAGGAGCAGGAACACGAGGAGCACCAGGAGCAGUGGGGGCACGAGCUCGAGGAGCGCGAGCACGAGGAGCAGGAACAUGGAGAAGCACGAGGAGCAGGAGCAGCGGGGGGCACGAGUGCGAGGGGCGCGGGCACGAGGAGUGCGGGCGUGAGGAGCAGGAAGAGCAGGAACACGAGGAGCAGGAGCAGCGGGGGCACGAGUGCGAGGGGCGCGGGCGCGAGGAGCUCGAGGAGCAGGAACACGAGGAGCAGGAGCAGUGGGGGCACGAGCGCGAGGAGCACGAGGAGCGCGGGCGUGAGGAGCACGAGCACAAGGAGAAGGAACAUGAAGAGCACGAGGAGCAAGAACAUGAGGAGCACCAGGAGCAGGAGCAGCGGGGGCACGAGAGCGAGGAGCACGAGGAGCGCGGGCACGGGUGCGAGGAGCACGAGGAGCGCGGGCACGAGUAGCACGAGUAGCGUGGGCACGAGGAGUGAGGGUGUGAGGAGCACGACGAGGAGCAGGAGCAGCGGGGGCAUGAGCGCGAGGGGCGCGAGGAGCGCAGGCACGAGGAGCAGGAACACGAGGAGCACCAGGAGCAGGAACAUGAGGAGCACGAGGAGCAGCGGGGGCACGAGCGCGAGGAGCACGAGGAGUGGGAGCACGGAGAGCACGAGCACGAGGAGCAGGAACAUGAGCACUAGGAGCAGCAGGUGUGAGGAGCAGGAGCAUGAGGAGCAGGAGCAGCGGGGGCCUGAGGAGCGCGGGCGCGGGGGCACGAGCGCAAGGAGCACGAGGAGCAGGAACAUGAGGAGCACGAGGAGCAAGAGCAGUAGGGGCACGAGUGCGAGGGCACGAGGAGCGGGAGCACGAGGAGCAGGAACACGAGGAGCACCAGGGGCAGGAACACGAGGAGCAGGAGCAGCGGGGGCACGAGCGCGAGGGGUGCGGGCGCGAGGAGCCCGGGCACGAGGAACAGGAACACGAGGAGCAGGAACACGAGGAGCACCAGGGGCAGGAACACGAGGAGCAGGAGCAGUGGGGGCACGAGCGUGA